AUGAUUUGCUGGGCUAGCAACUGCAUGUUGGUGAGCGUCGCCUAUGUGUCCACUGCAGAAGUGUGGGUGGACAGUGCAGUUGAUUGGACGCUUGAUGGCCUGGCAAAGGCUUGUGCGCGCUAUCAUUAUUGGAUCACAGCCUGCUCAGUCAUAAAGUUCACUGCGAACAAUGCUCGCUUUGUUUUAGUUGUGCGCCUUGGAAGUGAGGAGAAUGCCACGAAGGCAGCCAACACUUCAGCGCUGGGCUCACUAGAAAAAAACGAUUUUCUGGAGUAUCACAGUGUUUGGGACCUGUUGCGGUCCAAGAGGCCAUCGGGAGAGGCUCGUCGAUUGAAGCGCCUCACGCCACUGCUGACUUUAGUGCGUGGGCAGACCUUGCUACAUGAACCUGGCUUCUUGGUGCUGCGCCCGAUGCUGGAGCAGGUAAUCUGUUGCACUUACAAUGAUGCUGUGGUUCACAAUGAGAUUGUCAGACAGGGAGCGCAGGCAGUGAAGUCUUCUGCAGUUGACAUGGAGAUCUUGCGAAGCUGCCGCACGUUGGCACUGAUGGAAGAUUGCGGCCCUGUGACCUGGAGUCAGCGUUGGAAGGAGUUAGCCAUGAGAUGGAUAGAGGUGCACCUGGAGCAAAUCCUUGCGAAUGAUGCACUUCUUCUCCUGCUGAUGGAAGCUUCUCAGUUGGAGGCCUUUCAGGAUUUAUGUCGACAGCUGCAGGCUGCAGGUGCGGGUUGCACCCUCACUGCAUUCAGCUUUAUCCAUGGGGCUCGCCGGUGGGGCUUCGCUCUUUUGGCGGCAGCCUCCGUUGCGUUGCCACCUUUGAAGCUGCAAAAGAUGCGCUUCCUUCUUCAAGCGGACUCGGUAGCCGCAGUAGCUGAUGCAAAAGAAGGUCCAAAAAAGCCUUUGAUGCGGUGUUGCGUCCCCGGCGGGGCACGUCUAUUUCUGCAGCAACUGCUUGUUGAUCAGAGAUAG
Durusdinium trenchii is the source of this 966-nucleotide messenger RNA. The record is from the annotation of a GenBank genome assembly. NCBI's taxonomy places the organism in Eukaryota, Dinophyceae, Suessiales, Symbiodiniaceae.